GGGAAACUAAACCGAAUCAAAUUGAUUAUGUUAUGUUAGCCAUUUCAAACCGAGGAGGAGAGAAAUUGAAUAAUCUACUUAAAAAAGGCGGAAGAGCUGCGGAACAGCGGAAGCAGCAAAGAAAGAGAGAGACGGACGGACAGAAAGACAGAGCAGCAACACAAGUCACAAGGUGAAGGAGACAAAUUUCUGCGCUCUCAUCUUUGCGUAGUGGAGUUCAUCUUGGGUCAGCUUCAACUCGUUCCGUGCUGAAACGCCUCUGUGCCCAAUUCCGACUCCCCACCCACUGAACCAAAAGAUCACCAAGUUUUAUCGAUUUGCUGCUCAAAAGAGGACAAGGGUCUCUUUUGAUUAGCACCUUGAAAUUUCCCUGAUUUCUUUCUUCUUACUCAUUGGCUUCUGCUGAGUUCUACUGGGUUGGCCGGAGAUUUUGACCAAUCGAAGUUUUGUUGUCCACCAGCUACUUCUUCUGGAGCUUGAGAUGUUCAACUAUUGAAUUUUAAUGGGCACAAGGUCUCUCUCCAUAGAUACUCCAGAUUCUCUUUAUGAGAGAGAUCUGGUAGAAGGAGCAGGUAAAGUUAGCCGAGGUGGAGGGAGCUUCAAAAACCAUGACUCCAGUUUGGUUGUAGAGCAGAGGUCAAGUCCAUUGAGAAGAGAAGCAGUCAACAGGUCAGCAUUUGCAAUGAAGACACAUGAAAAUGGAGAAAUUGAUUUGGAAGAUGGAAAGUUGGAAAAGCCUAUAGAUAAACUUAUGCGCAGUAACAAAGUAAUUGUGCAUAAUCAGGCCUUAUUAGCUGGCCUAGCAUAUUGUAUUUCUUCGUGCAGCAUGAUACUGGUCAACAAAUUUGUGCUUUCCAGCUACAACUUCAAUGCUGGUAUAUCUUUGAUGUUGUACCAGAACUUGAUUUCAGUAAUUAUCGUAACAUCAUUGAGCCUCCUGGGGGUAAUCUCAACAGAACCACUAACAUGGAGAUUGAUCAAAGUCUGGUUGCCUGUUAAUGUCAUAUUUGUUGGAAUGCUCAUCACAAGCAUGUUUAGUUUGAAGUAUAUCAAUGUUGCCAUGGUCACAGUUUUGAAGAACGUGACUAAUGUUAUCACUGCAGUUGGCGAGAUGUAUCUAUUCCAGAAGCACCAUGAUAAUAGAGUGUGGGUGGCUUUAUUCUUAAUGAUUGUUUCAGCCAUUUCCGGAGGACUCACCGAUCUCUCUUUUCAUGCUGUUGGCUACACAUGGCAAAUCAUUAACUGUUUUUUGACUGCAUCAUAUUCGCUCACUCUACGUCGGGUGAUGGACACAGCAAAGCAAGUUACUAGAUCUGGGAACCUAAACGAGUUCUCAAUGGUCAUGCUCAACAACACUCUUUCUCUUCCUUUGGGCCUUGUUCUCAUAUUUGUAUUCAAUGAGGUGGACUACCUCACAACAACGCCCCUUUUGAGAUUACCAGUCUUCUGGCUAGUAAUGACGUUGAGCGGGUUCUUGGGCCUCGCUAUCAGCUUCACGUCUAUGUGGUUUCUUCACCAGACAGGGGCUACCACAUACAGCCUAGUUGGAUCAUUGAAUAAGAUUCCUUUAUCUCUUGCUGGCAUCCUGUUGUUCAAAGUACCUACAAGCUUGGAGAACUCUGCCAGCAUCCUCUUCGGUUUGUUGGCUGGAGUAUUUUUCGCCAGAGCUAAAAUGCGUGAGAGACCAUAAUUUGGUGACUGAAUCUGAUGGCAAAACUGCUGAUGCAUACAGCAUUAGGUAUCUCCCUCCUUAGCUCAUGGAAGUGCAUGAAACCCUGCUAACUUCGAGAACCACUGGUCCAAAUAGAUUUUGUACACUUAUUUACCAAGCCGCCAUCUGGGUCAGCUGCUACUACGCCUUAAUACUUCUGCAAUGGAAUGCGAGGUCUGCAUUCCCUCUUUACUGCCAUCCAUUUUGCUUAUGAAAAUUGAUGUAUGUAUCUGUGUGUUUUUUGUUGGGCAAGACGCCCAUUGUAUCAGCUCUUUCUUCAACUGGCCACUGGGUGCUUCUAGGAUAUGAUGAUUAGGUCCGAGAAAUGGCCAUUUGCAUUGUAACUUAUAUGAACCGAACCCUUGCUCAAGGGAACUAAAAACGAAUGAACAGCAAGAGGAUCACGAUAACCUCUGUUGAUCUCCUCAGUCACGAUAACAAAUAUACAAUACAAUGAUAAAGUAUCUAUACAUUAGCGGAAGUACAGGUACUAUAAAAUUUUGGCAGAUCGAACAAAACUUGUUUAGCUUUAGGACGCAGCAGAGUUUUCGGUUACAGGUGAAGAUUCUGGCUGGACCUCUGAUUGAGCCUCUACCUGGGGAGCUUCUGAUGCAGCGGACUCUGUUUCUGUCACGGCAGAUUCUGUCUGCACGGGUUGCGCAACAGACUCCGGUUCAGCCGGUGCUGCAGCUUGGACGACCUCCGGUGGCUUGAACUUGUUGAUGUAGUAGGUCAAAGAUGGGCCGUUGUAUGCAGCCGUCUGCACCUGAGGCGGCGGUGCGUUCUUGUUGACUUGAAGCAGAAUCGACGAAGCAGCUGCGAUGGCAAUCAGGGCAAGGCCGCCGGAGAUUGCAGCUGUGUUUUCAGCUCCGCUGGAUGAAGAACCAGCAGCGCCUGAACUUAUAGCACUCUCGGCUACAUAAACCGUCGGCUCGACGGAGUAGAUAUUGGUCUGCCCGGCGGUAUCUUUCUCGACGUAGCCGGUGUACGGACGGCCACGAGUGCGAGGUGGGAACGUUCCCACCACUUUGGUUUUCUCCUCGGCUACCCAAUCCAUGCUUAUCUUUCCGACCUGAUUAAUCCCAAACCCACAGACCACAACCAGUAAUCGCAUCGGGCACUAACAUUUCGGGUCACAGACAUAAUAACAAACACCUUACACGCAGGCACCAAAGGGGAGGAGCACAAAAAAGUUGUAGAAUUUUUAAGAAAAUAAGCGAGAAAUUUUCGAUUUUUGGUAGAGCCCAACUCUCACCUCCUUCUCAGGAGCACAUUCCUCGGUGUUGCAAUCGGAAUCGACCUCGGACGAAGAAGCUCUGACGGUGAAAAGCUUCAAACUUGGCCGCCUGCCGCUCUGGAAACUAGGCCAUCUCCUGUUUGAAGCUGUGAAUGAGCAGGCGUUGGCUGAUGAUAUGAUUGCCUGCGAAGAAGAAGCGCAUGCUAAAGCCAUGACCUUUCUCCCCUCUCUCGCUCUCUAUCUGCUUCCUAGAAUUUACCUCCAGACAGAGAGCAGUUGGUUCGAAAGCCGGAUUGCCUGAAAUGGAGGAGGAAAUCGAACCCAAUUGAGCAAAUAAGGCUGAUGAGAAUCUGAAGUAAAUUUUCAGAGAAUCGUGUUCGAUUGGAAUUGAGACGACGGGAGAGAGUGAGAGAGGCAAAGGUUCUUGCCAGUUUUCGGAUUGAAGUAGGAAUUUUGUGUGGUGGAAUGGAAACGGAGCAGGCUUACGUGUCACGUCCUAAGGAGUUGUAAGUUGGAACCAUGGAUACGUCUUGGGCCUUAGGACUAGGUGGAUACCCCAGUAUCGUAACCCAAAUUCUUUGUGAGUUGGAGUUUGGACCUUUCCCUUUCUCCAUCUGGUCUCUUUCUUUCUUCCUGCUCUAA
Messenger RNA from Linum tenue, 3590 nucleotides. The record is from the annotation of a GenBank genome assembly. NCBI's taxonomy places the organism in Eukaryota, Viridiplantae, Streptophyta, Magnoliopsida, Malpighiales, Linaceae.